AGAAGAUGAUCUGCAGGAUCCUGCUGCUCAUCAUCCUCACCUCAUGUGUCUCUGGAUCAUUUGUAGUCAAUGUGACACAGACCUCCUAUCAGGCAGAGGAGAACCACAACAUCACACUGGAGUGGACGUUCACCACCAAACCUGACAGAUCCUCCAAAACUCUCAACAUCCUCUGUGAACGCUUCAUCAAUGAUACACUCUCAGUCCUGUUUCAUGUUCAUGAAGGUGUUGAGGUGUCAGAGUCUCAGGAUGAAAAGUUUUCAGGACGAGUCCAGAGUGACAAAGACGCCCUCAGAGAAGGACGAAUCAGACUUCAACUGUCCAGACUCAGGACUGAUGACUCGGGUCUGUACCUGUGUGAGGUCAACACUGAUUAUGGCUUCGGUGUUGGAAGAUGUCGACUCAACGUGACUGCAUUUUCUGAUCAGCUCCAACCUCAGAGACCAACAACAAACUCAACAGCAGAAAAUGAGGGAAUGAUUGGUUUCUACAUUUUAAUGGGAGUGUCAGCAGCUCUGCUGGCUGUGUUUGUAAUACUUUUAUUUUAUUUCAGAAAUAAAGCCAGGACACAGAACUCUGUAGCAGAAGUACAGAUGCUGAGCUUCUUAUAGUAACAACCCAUCAGUACUAACAGGAACCUACAGUCCACACAUCUAUCAGAAAGAUUCAUCACAAAACAUAAAGCUUCAGAAACAAGUUUAUUCUGCUCUAAACUCGUAACCGCCAGAUGACAUUGCUGAUGUAACACCAGGAGAUUUGAGUUAGCUGGUUUAACACAGAAAUUAGUGAACCAGUUUCAUCUGUAAUAUUAAUUUAAAUUUUGUUUAUUAUUGUUUAUUCGUUUUACACCGGGCAGAUAAACAAAAAAGGGGUGAGAGCUAUAUUUUGAGUGGCACAGAGGGUGGCCAACAUAUUUUUUUUGCUUACCUUUAAUAAAGUCCGUCGUGUAGACUCUACGUGA
Messenger RNA from Oreochromis aureus, 961 nucleotides. RefSeq lists its product as uncharacterized. Bases 6 to 611 code for a protein of 201 amino acids. Gene Ontology annotation, cellular component: external side of plasma membrane. Gene Ontology annotation, biological process: cellular response to lipopolysaccharide; T cell costimulation; immune response. The transcript is spliced from 3 exons. NCBI's taxonomy places the organism in Eukaryota, Metazoa, Chordata, Actinopteri, Cichliformes, Cichlidae. The record is from RefSeq and is a predicted model, not a curated record.